AUGGAGGAUCAAUCAAGAAGAGCGAGACACGAACAUGAUUUGAAUUUGGCCUCGAGGAAAGCCGAGGAAGCAGCUUUGAGGCGAUUCCAAGCUACCCAUUGGUUGGAAUGCUUAGUCGGACCACUGGGUAUAUCAAGUCAGCCAUCGGAGAAAGAGUUCCUUUCUUGCUUGAGAAGUGGUUUGAUCCUCUGCAAUGCUAUUAACAAGAUUCAACCAGGAAUAGUCCCUAAGGUUGUGGAGAUUCACUCACCUACGCAGUCACUCACGUGGGAAUCUCAGCCAUUGCCUGCCUACCAAUAUUUUGAGAAUGUUCGUAACUUUUUGGUAGCUGUAGAAGUGUUGAAACUACCUGCGUUUGAGGCAUCUGAUCUUGAAAGGGAUAAUUUGGAGGCGGGGUCGUCAGCUAAGGUGGUUGACUGCAUUUUAUCACUUAAAGCAUAUCAUGAGUGGAAACAGAUGAGUGGAGGAACCGGAAUAUUUAAGCCCCCAAAAUCUCCUUUGGUUUUGAACUCUGCGAGUAGGAUCCACUCGCGAGCUUCUGCACCAAUUCUCUUAGAUCCUUGCAGGCGAUUGGACAUGUCUUCAGGCUGUGAUAAACAACAAUCCAGUGAGAGUGACACCCAGCAACUUGAAGGUUUUCUUUCUGAUUUAAUUGUCAAGGCUAUUGUAGAAUUUAUGGUUGACACAAAGGAAAAUAUAGAUGAUAACAUUCUUACUUCCUUCCGAAAUGGAAACCGGGAUCCUAUCAAGUUGUUCAACACGAUCUUUUCAAGCUGUUUGGAGGAAGAAUUUCAAAACAAGUUUCCUGGGUUGAAAUCUGUCUUAAAAGAUGGCCAUUCACUGUCACCCUUCGAGAAUCUAUCCAUUACUGGAAACUCCAAGAAUCUCAAAGCAUUGUGGACGAGAACAAAGAAGGACUUUGAAGUCUUGCAGUCUCAGUUGCAAAGCGAUUUGAAACAACUGGAGAGUCAAGUGCAGGAGUUAUCCGUUGCUGCUCUUGGUUACCAUAAGGUUGUGAAAGAGAACAGGAAUCUGUACAACAUGGUGCAAGAUUUGAAAGGAAAUAUUCGAGUUUACUGCAGAAUUAGACCUGCAUUUAAUUCUGAAGCAAAAAAUGUGAUAGAUUUUACUGGAGAAGAUGGUUCUGUAGUGGUUUCAGAUCCCUUGAAGCCCCACAAAGAUGGAAGGAAAGUUUUCCAGUUCAAUCGUGUUUUUGGUCCAAUUGCUACUCAAGAUGAGGUGUUCAAGGAUACUCAACCACUAAUUAGAUCUGUGAUGGAUGGUUACAACGUAUGCAUUUUUGCUUAUGGUCAAACUGGAUCUGGCAAAACACAUACCAUGUGUGGUCCUUCUGGUGGAUCACGUAAGGAAUUGGGGAUCAAUUAUCUAGCUCUCAAUGAUCUCUUUCUACUAUCUAAUAGAAGAAAGGACAUCACAAACAAAUUAGAGAUACGGAGUUGUACAGGUGACGAUGGCUUGAGUGUUCCUCAGGCUACAAUGCAUCCGGUGAAGUCUACUGCUGACGUUCUUCACCUGAUGAAACUUGGUGAGGUUAAUCGUGCAGUCAGUUCCACUGCCAUCAACGACCAAAGUAGCCGUUCUCACAGCAUCUUGACGGUACAUAUUCAUGGUAAAGAUGUAUCUGGAAGCGCACUUCGCAGUUGCCUCCAUUUGGUUGACCUUGCAGGAAGUGAACGGGUGGACAAGUCAGAAGUUACAGGAGAUGCGCUCAAGGAGGCACAGUAUAUAAAUAAAUCUCUUUCCUGUUUGGGAGAUGUGAUCACAGCCUUGGCCCAGAAGAGCUCUUACAUCCCUUACAGAAACAGCAAACUUACAUUACUCCUGCAGACCUCUCUAGGAGGAAAUGCCAAAACAUUGAUGUUUGCUCAUGUGAGUCCUGAAAGAGAAUAUUUGGGGGAAACAAUCAGUACCUUGAAAUUCGCUCAGAGAGUCUCAACCAUUGAACUUGGUGCAGCUUGCACAAACAAAGAAAGCAGGGAAGUCAUGCAACUUAAAGAACAGAUCGACAGCCUCAAAAAGGUGUUGGCUAACAGGGAAGCACGGAUUCAACUGAAUAAACCAAUGGAAACAGCAAGGACUCCAUUUGACAAAAACAAAGCGAUGACUGAGAGAACCCCUCCACGUCCCAGAAGGUUAAGCAUUGAAAACUGCAGCACCGUGAAUAUGGAGAAAUCAAUUACUUUUGAAACUAAAAAGGGAUCCAAAACCCCUUCUGUAAAAACUCGCUCACGAAGAUUAAGUUUGGAAGGGCCAAGAUAUGCUAAUAAGGACGCUGAGCAGAUCAAAAUAUUAGAAUCCACAAGAAAGCCACUACAGUCGGAAACAGCGUGGUUACAGGAAUCUGGCCAGCUUCAAGAUGCUGAAGCUGUCACAAAACCAUAUGGUCAUAUCUGCAAUGGCGAGUCCAUGGUGAACUUAUGUUGCCAAAGGGCUCCUCGGAGUCCCACAAGCUCUGCUUAUCAAAGUCUAGUGGUCAAAACAGAUAGUCGAACGAAAAUUCCAUCUCUUCAACUGCCCAGAACACCUGAGCCACCGGUACUUGCUAGAAAUGAAGGUAAAACGGGGAUGCAAGGUGAGCAUACUACUUCUUCAGAGUCACAGACACCUGGCUUCACUAAUAGCACAAAUGGGAAAGGAUCUCAAAUACGUAAAUCACUUCGGACCAUUGGGAAACUGAUUAAUGGCUCCGAAAAGAGGAACCAACAGAAACUGACUGAAGCUCUAUCGCCUGUUAAUGGCACAAGCAACAUAAAUUUUGUAAAGUUGUCAGCUCCAUCUAAUCCAAGGGCACUACGGAGACAGUCAUUGACUGGCAUUCAACCAUCAGACAGUUCCAGAAGAUCUUCACUUGGCGGGAAUCCCACUCCCUCCUGUGGUAAUGAAAACAGGAAUGCCAAGACACCUCCUCCAGUCCAUCCAUCAGCCAAGUCGAUGAAACGUUGGCAAUAGAUAUUUUAAAGCUAAGCAACGCUGAUUGCAGUGGUGCUUUGACUCGAAGCAUACUGCAUGCUGACACACCCCGGCAACUUUUUUAGAGAAGAGAAUUGCUGAAAGAAUUAGCCAAAGCAGCGGUAUUUUUCGUUCAUGUACAGAUAGAUUAUGGAGGAGAGAGGAGAGUGGGAGUAGGCUAGGAGCAUUCAAUUUGUUGAAUGUUUACCAAAUUAAUAAAUUAGUUGCAUAACCAGAAAAAACCAUAGUUUUGUAUGCCAAAUAGUACGUUACGAG
Messenger RNA from Ilex paraguariensis (yerba mate), 3246 nucleotides. NCBI's taxonomy places the organism in Eukaryota, Viridiplantae, Streptophyta, Magnoliopsida, Aquifoliales, Aquifoliaceae. The record is from the annotation of a GenBank genome assembly.